Molecule: messenger RNA, 1345 nt
Organism: Mya arenaria
Lineage: Eukaryota; Metazoa; Mollusca; Bivalvia; Myida; Myidae
Exons: 1
Coding region: 103-1230 (375 amino acids)
Source: RefSeq, a predicted model, not a curated record
UAUUGAUAAACUGCUAUACAGCAAGCAUUAAAUAAACAGUCUUGAUAUUCACUGUUUGUGUCACUGAGGAUAUCUAAAUGAAAAUUUUCGUGAUUUGUAAACAUGCAAACAGAAGAAACAUUCAAAAGCCGCAGAUUUAUUCCACAGAGCAAUAUCAAGAAUAACAGCGGAGCCAGUGGUUAUAAAUCCGUGGUAUUGGAAUCAAAAUCGAACAAUUUUGUGCCAGCAUCAAAUCGCCGUGUUAAUUGCGCGACUGGUUUGCAGACGAAUGGUGAAAAGGACUUAGAAGGUGACGGAUUUGAACAUGGAGUAAAAGUUAGCCAUCAUUUGUUGGAUGAUGAUUUUAUUAAAGUGAUUGUUACAGGACCUGAAGGACAUGUUGACGUUGGGGGGAUAAGUACCAGCGAAAAUGAAUCUUUUAUUGAUCAAGAUGUGAGAAGAAAACGGACUUGGAGAAAAACAAGAAACAAUUACAAAAACAGAAGAAUUUCAAGACAACAAAAAUACACAUUACAUAAUUCGUUAAAGAAGCCGUUUCAAUUUUCGUCAGCAGGAAGUUCAGAUGACACUGAAUUAAGUGAUAAUGCUUUUAGUGAUAGCGAAGUGUAUCACAAUCGGUUGUUUAACAAGCCUAAUUACACCGAUAAGAGUCAUUCGGAUUUAGGGCACGAGAGCCCGAAAGCAUACUUACCUUCUUGGAUUCAAAACGCAACGAAAACAACAGACAUGGCGUCGAAACAAGUAGCUCCCGAAAAAGGAAAUCCAACGAAUAUCGACGCUUUCAUCGGUAUUGGUUCUUGGAAUAUUUCAGAUUCAAGGCGAGUUAUGAAUGAACAAAAGAAGGUACACGAGAAGAAGUCAGUGGAAGACUCGUAUUUAAAGCCAAGGCAACGCCGCCAUGAGGACGUUGAAAAAGAAUAUCUCAAGCUGAGACAUGAAAUUUACGCAGAAGCUAGCUCCUCUGGGAAACCUCCGAAUGAUCAGUAUUCACUCCCUGACACUCGACAUGCCUCAAGCCCGGUCUCAUUGACCUCAACCAGAACACAAGUUGAGAAACAUGACUAUCUAUUUGAUACCGACUCACUAGGGAUGAAUCAUUUCAAGAAACAUAUUCAAAAUGUAAAACAAAGUAGCAAACGGCAUAAGAGACAGAUGCGAUUAAAGGAACAAAUGCUAAAACAAAAUAAAGGAAAGUCUACAAUAAAUUUCAUACCUAUAUAUGAAACAUAGUCAUAGUAUUUAAUUGUUUUUUGUUAUUGCUUUUAAUUUGCUGGUGCAUAAUAUAAGUUAUUUUAUUUUUUUACACGUUUGUCUUAUGUAUGCUAUUGUUUGUGUUACGUAAUAU